This is a messenger RNA of Budorcas taxicolor (takin), 692 nucleotides long. It is a transcript of the gene FABP7, whose product is annotated as fatty acid binding protein 7. The coding region runs from base 8 to 406 and encodes 132 amino acids. NCBI's taxonomy places the organism in Eukaryota, Metazoa, Chordata, Mammalia, Artiodactyla, Bovidae. Gene Ontology annotation, biological process: fatty acid transport. The transcript is spliced from 4 exons. Gene Ontology annotation, molecular function: fatty acid binding. The record is from RefSeq and is a predicted model, not a curated record. Gene Ontology annotation, cellular component: nucleus; cytosol.
GGCAAGGAUGGUGGAGGCUUUCUGUGCUACCUGGAAGCUGACGGAGAGUCAGAACUUUGAUGAAUACAUGAAGGCGCUUGGUGUGGGCUUUGCCACUAGGCAGGUGGGCAAUGUGACUAAACCAACAGUGAUCAUCAGUCAGGAGGGGGACAGAGUGGUGAUCAGGACUCAAAGCACAUUCAAGAACACAGAGAUUAGUUUCCACCUGGGAGAAGAGUUUGAUGAAACCACGGCCGAUGACAGAAACUGUAAGUCUGUUGUUAGCCUGGAUGGAGACAAACUUGUUCAUGUACAGAAAUGGGAUGGCAAAGAAACAAAUUUUGUAAGAGAGAUUAAGGAUGGCAAAAUGGUCAUGACUCUUACUUUUGGUGAUGUGGUUGCUGUUCGCCAUUAUGAGAAGGCGUAGAAAACAUCCUGACCUGGGGCUGGAGAAGCUCUACAGUCUUUCUGUUUACUCAAGUCUCAGUGUUAAACUGCUAUUACAGUGCGGCUGAUCACUAAUUAGAAGGUUAUCUUGGUGUGGAGGUGGAAAAUGAUGACUUUCAACCUUGUUUUAAAAACUUGUUGCUGCAAGCAAUCAAAGCUAUCUUUGAUCUGCAAAUUUAUCAAAUUUUAUAAUUCACGUUAAAUUUUUAAGCUACUGUUUUUAAAAUCAAGAAGGGAAUAUGUGCUAUGAUUUCCAUUGGAAUGCA